CUGGUGUAGCAAGCCAUGACUAGCUUCCAGACUGAAUGCUGCUUUCUCACAAGCGCACUCACCUCGUUGGAAAUCGUCGAUAUGUCUCUUCAGCGCAGCAUACUCCGAUCAAGCGAUAUUGAUGCUGUGAUCUUCAAAUUUGUCACUGGGCUCCGUGGACUGCCCCCUUUGCUUGGACGCGUCUGGAACAUGUGCACCUCCUGGACUAGCACUACGCACAGUGAUGUGAUUUCUUAGACGGGAGUAAAGGGUGGGGGUCGCCUCUCUUUCUCUUCGGCUAACCAGGCUCUCGCUUCGACCCUUCUGCUGGUCCGCCGGCCCACCGCCACUCUUUCACUUCAACACGCUCACGUACGGGCUCUGUUUAUGAAGAGCAGAGUCUGACCCAUUUGCAUCCGAAGGAACAUCCGAGCCAAGGGAGGAUCUGCCGUCGUCUUAAGAAUCGUUGCGUCGUUCUCUUUCACGCUACUCGGUGUCACCCUAAUUCAUUAUCACCAUGAUUCAUCACCGCCCACGAUGGAUUGAGGCUCGCAGAUUUGGUAUUGGGCCCUGGGGGACUGGCUUCAGCUACUACACUUCUGCCUUCGGUCACGCCACUUCUAUCGAGCGAUUUAGCAUUCAAGCUACGCAGACGCAAACAGCUGUGAUCACUUCUGUCCAAGAUGUUACCUCUGUCGACACCGCGACCGUAGUCGCGACCAUCACGAUCGGAGGUGCAAACGACCAGGUCACUCAAACCAUGAUCCUCACCGCGACUCGGACAGGCGACGCCCUGACGCAGACGGAUACCAAGACGAAGGCUGUGGGCUCGACGGCGGGAGUGUCCACAUCGCGCGCUCGCGCAGAUGAAUCCCAUUCGGUCUCGCCCUCAGCGACGUCCGCUGCAGACCACGUUCCGACUACUGCAUCCGUUCCCACGACCGCCGUGUUCGUCACUCUUUCCGAUGACGGCCGUACUGUCACUUUGCGCGGUUCGGACUCAACAGCGCAUCCUGCUGCUACGGGGGCGAGCGGUGGCGCAGCAUCGCGGUCGGGGGCAAUGGAGAAGGGUGACGUUGCGGCGAUCGUCCUUGCGCUGGCUCUCGUCUUGGGGCUGAGCGGCCUGCUGCUAUUCGUGUGGAGGAAACGGAGAGCGUCGAAGGGAAGGGAAGUCGCGAUCACUCAAUUCGUACCCCCCGCGUCUGCAAGCGCGUCUAGCGUCAUACAAGUGCCGUCUCGUAGACCCAGUUACCGGAGCACACCGAUACCAUGGGAUGCGUCCACAGACGUCGCCCAAUCGGCCGCGGCGACUGUCGUGAGCCCGGCGGGCGCUUCAGGGUACCACGGAGGCCGGGCUGUAUACCCGCUGGAGGAGAAAACGCGCCUUGGUCCUUCUGCGACUCGGUACCGAGCACCGCAUUCCCCAACAACAUUCGUCACAACUCCUUCGUCUCCAUCCGCACAUCCCUUGUUGUCACCACUCUCGCCGAAUCCUGUUUCGCCCCCGCCCGCGAUCCACACCCAAUUGACUAGCGCGCGCACGGACCUGCCAUAUGCGUGGGACCAGCCGCCCCCGAGUUCGGAGUACCUUCCUCUUCGUCAUUCGACGUUGAUCCCGUCUGCAUUCGUUGUGGCGAGCGGCUCGCUUGCGAGGGAGAGCUAUCGGACGAUGGUCUCGACGCCGCCAUAUAGCCAUGGGGGGCUGGACGUCCACGGGAGGCCGCCGUCUUACAGUCCACGUUUGGCCGAGCAGUGA
Molecule: messenger RNA, 1735 nt
Organism: Dichomitus squalens LYAD-421 SS1
Lineage: Eukaryota; Fungi; Basidiomycota; Agaricomycetes; Polyporales; Polyporaceae
Exons: 4
Coding region: 497-1735 (412 amino acids)
Source: RefSeq, a predicted model, not a curated record